AUGGCUGUGUCCCCCACACCUGAGCGGUGGGAACAUGUUUAUUUCAACGCAACGGAAAGAAGUGAAAUUGAGAGUUUAGUUUUUGCGGCAACAAGAGAAUUCUAUUUAAGUGGUUGGAUGCCUAUCUUCUCUCUGGUUAUCGUCCUGGUUGGACUGGUGGGGAACAGCAUGGUCCUGUGGCUCCUGGGCUUCUGCAUUCCCAGGAACCCCUUCUCCGUUUACAUCCUCAACCUGGCCGGGGCCGACGUCCUGUUCCUUUCUUGCUCCUUUCUGAUCUCCAUACAUGAAUUUGUUAAAUAUUUGUCUUCUGCCAUGUACGCGGUAUUGAUCCACCUUGCAUACACGUCCUACAGUGUCGGCCUGAGCCACCUGGCUACGAUCAGCACCGAGCGCUGUCUAGCAGUGUUCUUCCACAACUGGUACCUGCAUCGCCGCCCCAAGAACACAUCUGCAGCCGUGUGCGCUGUCCUCUGGGCUCUGGCCAGCCUGUUCUGGGUAGCAGAUUCUGCCCCUUGUAUUUAUGUUACCAGUCAGGUUUUCCGUGGCGCAAUCUCCAGAAUACCGGUCGUGUGGUUAAUCCACUUCACCCCAGUGCUGUGUGCGUCCAGCCUGACUCUGCUGCUGAGGGUCCAGUGUAGCUCCCAACACCAGCAGCCCCCCAGGCUCUGCCUCCUCGUCCUGCUCAUGGUCCUGGUGUUCCUGCUCUGUGGCCUGCCCAUGACGAUCCAAGGUGUAAUAUGGCAUUUCAGCUUGGAUUUCAUGCCUUAUUGGCUCACUACGCUCCUGGCGUGCCUGAAAAGCAGCGCAUAUCCCAUCAUUUAUUUCUUGCUGGGCAGACGAAGCCAUAGACGAGGCAGGGAGCCUCUCAGGGUGGUCCUCCAGAGGGCCCUGGCGGACGAGCAGGAGUUGGAGGGUGGAAGAAGGGACUCUCACCUCACCAAUACCAGGGAGACGUCAUUCUAG
Messenger RNA from Trichosurus vulpecula (common brushtail), 963 nucleotides. RefSeq names its product mas-related G-protein coupled receptor member X4-like. NCBI's taxonomy places the organism in Eukaryota, Metazoa, Chordata, Mammalia, Diprotodontia, Phalangeridae. Gene Ontology annotation, biological process: G protein-coupled receptor signaling pathway. The record is from RefSeq and is a predicted model, not a curated record. The transcript has a single exon. Bases 1 to 963 code for a protein of 320 amino acids. Gene Ontology annotation, molecular function: G protein-coupled receptor activity. Gene Ontology annotation, cellular component: membrane.